Messenger RNA from Equus quagga, 804 nucleotides. RefSeq names its product serine/arginine-rich splicing factor 10-like. Gene Ontology annotation, molecular function: RNA binding. The coding region runs from base 77 to 628 and encodes 183 amino acids. The transcript has a single exon. Lineage: Eukaryota; Metazoa; Chordata; Mammalia; Perissodactyla; Equidae. The record is from RefSeq and is a predicted model, not a curated record.
UCUGAGGAUCCGCCGCCCGAGCCGCGGACAGUUUACGGAGCCCGUUAGCGCCCCGGUCGAGACCCCCGCCGCCGUCAUGUCCCGCUACCUGCGCCCCCCCAACACAUCUCUGUUCGUAAGGAACGUGGCCGACGACACGAGGUCCGAAGAUUUACGGCGCGAAUUUGGUCGUUAUGGUCCUAUAGUUGAUGUGUAUGUGCCACUUGAUUUCUACACUCGCCGUCCAAGAGGAUUUGCUUAUGUUCAUUUUGAGGAUGUUCGUGAUGCUGAAGAUGCUUUACAUAAUUUGGACAGAAAAUGGAUUUGCGGACACCAGAUUGAAAUACAGUUUGCACAGGGUGAUCGGAAGACUCCAAAUCAGAUGAAAGCCAAGGAAGGAAGGAAUGUGUACAGUUCUUCACGCUAUGAUGAUUAUGACAGAUACAGAUGUUCUAGAAGCCGAAGUUAUGAAAGAAGGAGAUCAAGAAGUCGGUCCUUUGAUUACAACUACAGAAGAUCUUAUAGUCCGAGAAACAGUAGACCGACUGGAAGACCACGGCGUAGCAGAAGCCAUUCCGACAAUGAUAGACCAAACUGCAGCUGGAAUACCCAGUACAGUUCUGCUUACUACACUUCAAGAAAGAUCUGAGAAAGCGGAUAAAGAACCAAAGAAGGGCAGUUCAAGCGACCAAAGGGUGGGUGGAAGGUGCUGCAGUAUGAAUACUGUACAAAUAUUUUGACUCUGGUCUGAAAAGAUAAAAGAAUGUUAUCGAAACUACAUGGAAUAAUUGAAGUCCCUUCAAGUUUGAAAGUAAGCAUUUUAGG